AUGGUGGAUGCAACAAUUUCUACCAUCACUUGCUCUGGUUUCAGUUUCUCGCAAAAUCCAAUCAAUACCUCACAUCUCUCUUCCCUCCAGAAACUCUGCAAACCCAAACGGAGUUGUAUCUCAUUCUCACUCACCGACCUUUAUUUCCCAAGUCCUCGCCUUUUGUUCGGAAAUGGCCGCCACCUAAAGACCUCUUAUAGUCCCAAAGUCUCCUCCCAGAGUCUCUCCACCAUCCCCGUCCCCAGCAAGAACUACGAGUUUCUUGAUGGUUCUUCUGAGGUGGAAUUGAGAUUACAGCUUGGGGGUCAAAAUAUCCAAAGCACUAGAGAUAUUUUUGUGGAUGCAAAUGGCACCUCAUUGACAAUAAAAGUACAGCACUCUGGGUCUCUUAUCACACUUAUGGAAACUAAUCAUCUGUUUGAUAAAAUAAAGCCUGCUGAAACAAUAUGGUAUAUAGAUGAUGAUGAGCUAGUUAUAAACUUGAAAAAGCAGGAUCCAGAUUUGAAAUGGCCUGAUAUUAUGGAGUCCUGGGAGUCUCUGACACUGGGAUCUAUGCAACUUCUGAAAGGAGCAUCAAUUUACAUUGUUGGGGAUUCAACUGAAAUCAACCAGAAAGUGGCUCAAGAACUUGCAGUUGGUCUUGGAUAUACACCACUGAGUACGAAGGAGUUGCUGGAAACAUUUGCCAAGCAGAGCAUUGAUUCAUGGCUGCUGGCUGAAGGUUCUGACUCUCUAUCAGAAGCAGAAAGUGCUAUAUUACAAAGUUUAAGUAGUCAUGUUCGAGCAGUAGUUGCAACAUUAGGAGGGCAGCAGGGAGCUGCUAGAAGGGCUGGUAAAUGGCGCCAUCUUUAUGCAGGAUUUACUGUCUGGCUGUCCCAAACUGAAGCUACAGAUGAAGAUUCAGCAAAGGAAGAGGCCAGGAGUCAUUUUAAAGAUGGCAGACUAGCUUACUCAAACGCAGACGUGGUUGUCAAGCUACAUGGUUGGGAUACAGAUCAUACUAAAAGUGUGGCUGAGGGAUGCUUGAGUGCCCUUAAACAAUUAAUUCUAUCAGACAAGAAACUUCCAGGUAAGAAGAGCCUCUACAUAAGGUUGGGCUGCCGAGGUGACUGGCCAAACAUCAAGCCUCCUGGUUGGGAUCCAUCAGCUGGAGAUGAUGUUUCUCCUAGUGGAUUCUAA
Messenger RNA from Prunus armeniaca (apricot), 1179 nucleotides. Lineage: Eukaryota; Viridiplantae; Streptophyta; Magnoliopsida; Rosales; Rosaceae. The record is from the annotation of a GenBank genome assembly.